This is a messenger RNA of Brassica napus (rape), 2571 nucleotides long. RefSeq names its product CASP-like protein 4A4. NCBI's taxonomy places the organism in Eukaryota, Viridiplantae, Streptophyta, Magnoliopsida, Brassicales, Brassicaceae. The record is from RefSeq and is a predicted model, not a curated record. Bases 668 to 1312 code for a protein of 214 amino acids. The transcript has 3 exons.
UUCUUAUCAUUUUUUACAAAUAUCAGUUAUCCUAUAGCCGUAAAAUAAGGUUCCUACAAUUCUAAUCCUUAUCGGCCAUUAUCCGAUUGGAUAUUCUGAAAUGUUCCCAACGUCCUAUUAUCUAGUAUCUACUUUAGACCACAAAUAAACAUGUCUAUCCAAAUUACAAAUUGAUUCAUAUGCUCAUGUAGCACAGCACUACUUAAAGCAAAUGAGAUAAUAAUACUCUAGAAACGGCGAAAGCUACUACCUGACGUUGAACAAGACCCAUAAACAACUUCUCCGAAACAACCCCAUUUCUAUAUUCUUCUACUGUCUUUAUAAAGUCUUUUUCGUUCUUACAAGUAUCAGAUGUCUGACUGAAUGUAAACCAUAGUUUAAAUUCUCGGUAGACUUUAUUCUGCAAGAGAAACAAAGUCAUCAACGAGAAAAUAUAAAUAAUAAGAAAUAUUGGUCAAACAAGUUAAUUACAACCAUUCGUAUUAUAAGAUUUUAUCAUGGAAGAAGAAAAAUAAUGAGCGUUCUAACAAACUUUCGCUGAAACUUCAUGUAAAUCUUUAACUUAAAAUCAACUAAUCCCAUCAAUAUUUAAUAUAUAUUUCAAAGGAAGAGAAAACAUACAAAUUAAUCAAUUUCUCUUCAAUUAUUAUUGUGACACUCAAAGUUGAUGAAAGAACAUAAAGAUCACGUAGUGGUGUCGAUCACCUACGGACCAUCGUCGGAGGGUUCAGUAACGGCGUCGCCAAUCUCUCAUCAGGCCCCGUCAGUUCCGACGCCGUCUUCAUUGGCAUACUCCGUAACGCCAUCAGCAUCGAGGUUCAGCUCACGGCGAGCGUCGGCUCAUGUUUCCGGUUUGGUUCUCCGGUUUAUAACUUUAGUUCUAUGUUUUGUCGCUGCUCUUUCAUUGGCAGUGAAUGUUCAUCGGCCUUCACAGAGACAUCGGUCUCAGAGCUCCUCGAGUUUCGCUUCAUAUCCUGAACUAUUGUAUUGCUUUGGCGUAGCAGUGACAGGACUCGUGUAUACAUCUCUACAAACAUUCAAAGGAGUAUGUGAUAUUACUCACAGAGGAAUUCUAAUAUCUGAGCCUCUCUCGGAUUACAUCAGUUUCAUUCUUGAUCAGGUUAUAUGUUAUCUACUAGUAUCAUCUUCUUCCUUGGCAAUUGCGUGGAUCCAACAUGCAAACAGCGAUUCGGUCAAAACACUUAGAAAUAACUCCAUUGUUUCAGCUUCCAUGGCCUUCUCUGCUUUUUUGGUUUUGGCACUCUCGAGCCUCUUGUCUGGGUAUAAGCUUUGCAAGAGAUUUAUGUGGUAAUUAAGUCUUGUAAAGGAUGUUUAUAUUCAAAAUACUGUUUAAUCUAAAUAAGUAACAUAAUGACCAAUUAUUGCAAUAUUUACGUGUUAAUUUGCACAUGCAUGACCAUUUUAAUUUGUCUUCCUCGUACUUUUGUCAAAAUUGUCACUAAUUGGUAAAGGGUCCUUUAAUAUGCACAAAAGGGGGUUUUCAUAGUGUGGCAAAAUCCAAGGCAGCUUCAGCAACUCUUAUCUAACAAUUGAUACCAAGAGCAUGUGUAUUUGAGUCACCAACAACAUCUAUCAACAUACCCACCCUAAGUCGAUCAUCAUACCAGGACAAAGUCGAAAAAUAUUACAUUAUAUACUUGAAAACUGUAAUAGAUUAGUAAACUGCAAACCCCCCUACUUAUAUCAUGUUUAUAUGUCCAAAAAAAUGUGCUUGAACAACAUAGUAGUGUACCUACGAAACUCUCAUUAGUGAACGGGAAGAAGAGAAAGAACACAAAAUUUAGCUAUGAACAUAUGUUUUUAACAAAUCACACAUUCUACAGAUCCCCAAAGUCUGCCCAUCAUUCUUCAAUGUACAAAGCACACUCCAGACCCAAAAAAAGAAGCAUCCAAAAGCAGUUAAAUCGAUCCUCCGCUGUCUACGAGGCAUAAUGAAAAGGUGUAUAUAUUUUGGCAAUGGAAAACUUGAGUUAAAAUUUUUUAACUUAAAAUGAUUACACAAAGCAGAUUGCGCUGUUGAUAAAGAUUCAAAGAAAUCAACUUUAGUAUUUGUGACUAACGUUGCAGGGAGAACUCUUUCCUGUCAAUCAAAGUUACAAAAUUGUGUUAGUCUUAUCCACAACUGAAGUAGAGUACAUCACAGCUACCAAAGCAUGAAAAAUGUUAUGGAAGAACUUCUUGCUCGAGUUAGGAGUAAAGCAAGACAAGUAUAUUAUGCUAUGUGAUAAUUAGAGCCUUUCACUUAGCAAAUGACUCAAACUUGCACUCUCGCUCAAAGCACAUAGAUAUCUGAAAUCGUUGAAUCUGAAGAGUUCUUGAAGAUAAGCUCUUAUGUCUCAACAAUUAAUCUAUACAAUGACGAAAACUGGUCUAACAUUAUGACAAAGUAGUACCCACCAAGAAGUUUGAAGAUUGUUGUCGAGGCACCAGAAUGGUGAGAGUUUUGGGCUAAGUCGGGAAAAGGGAGAUUUGUUGAAGAAUCCCUCAUUAGCCCAACAACAAAUAUAUGCAUAAUCAAGUCUUAAUCUAAAAGUCCAAGAAGAAAAAAAU